This is a messenger RNA of Culex quinquefasciatus (southern house mosquito), 856 nucleotides long. RefSeq lists its product as uncharacterized. NCBI's taxonomy places the organism in Eukaryota, Metazoa, Arthropoda, Insecta, Diptera, Culicidae. The coding region runs from base 311 to 799 and encodes 162 amino acids. The transcript is spliced from 2 exons. The record is from RefSeq and is a predicted model, not a curated record.
AUCAAAUUAAGUUCUGCAAAGUUCUAGAAUCAUCUAGGCAUCCUUACAAAUCACUGGAAAGAAGAAUUAUCUUGAUUGGUUUAGUUUUGCCCGAGAGCCAUUGAGUUGAAGUUACCGUUCCAACUUUUUUGGAGCCUUGGGCGUUGGAAUGUUAAGGGACGUGACAAUAUUGCGGACUCCUCGUCGAGGCUGUACCAGGGAGAGGACGACGAAUUUGAUGAGAGGGCGAACUCUUGGGAGGUGUGCCAACUCGAGCUGAACAGAGUGGGAUUCCUGACUGAGGACGAGAUCAAGAAAUGUACUGCAAAAGAUGACACCCUGCAAAAGCGAUUACCGGAAGGAGCUUCAAGCAACGGUACACGCAUACAACGCCGCGGACCACACAGUCACCAAAGUACCACCCGAAGAGGUCUUCAGUGAUCGCAAAAUUAAGCGCGGCCUACCGUUACUUCUCCGCGGUAGGACGGAACAUGAUGAUUUGGUGUUCGACGCCAGGGAUCCCGAGGCGAAGAUAAAAUCCAAGGCACGGGAAGACACACACCGUGGAGCUAAACGGAGUACAGUCAAACCAGGGGAUGCGGUCUUGAUCGAGCGCCAGUCCAAGGCAAAGGGAGAAACUCUAAACCAAAAAGGUUCAGAAGUGGCGAGAACUCCGACCGAUCAUUCAAGAGGCACAACGUUCCGACUGGGGCGUCAUGAUCAGGAAGUUAAGGAGAUUGAUCAACAGCGGCCGAGAAGAACAGUGAAGACCCCCUCACACCUCUUGGAUUAUAUCCGUUCGGUUGAGGAUGAGUUUUGAUGGCCAAGACGGAAAGCAACAGGCUGUUGAGUAAACGAGAAUAAAAUAUGACUAGAA